GCCAAAGAAUCGCCCGUGACAGCAGUCGGUUUAGUCUUUUGUUUUCUUAACUAAUGACAUCUUUCACGUGGAGACAAGCGACUGUCCAAAUUUUAUCUUUCCCUUUUUCUUUUCUCUCUUUUUGCACUUUUGUUCCCAUAUACUGGAAAAAAUUUACAUAAUUAACAUGGCAAAAACCAAUGCCCCUACAGCUUUUAGCCACGGUAAAGUAUUGGAAAGUGGAAACCAGCACAAAAGUGAGAGAUGGAUCAAUGACAAUAAUCAAUAGAAGGGUACGCUAAGGGAUCCUCUGCAACCUGAUGAACCUCAACUCAAUUGGCUGUCUUGUAGUUACAGAUAGGAGAUUCCUCUCUUUGCCUUUUCUUCCCCACCUAAUUGUCGCAGCGAAAUCUCAGUUUACUUAAAAUUGAGUUAGUGCAACGUCAGCCACUUUUAUUAUCUCUAUACCAUGAUAAAGCUAAGUUCAACACAUCAUUGUAUCAACUCCACUUCUAGUAAGCAAGAACAGACUCUUUGUUUCUCUGCAAACCUCUGCAUUGCUCUCUGCAAUAAAGACCAACUUUUCCUUCAAUUUUGUGGCAAUUAUUAUCUAAUCUGCUGUUUAGUUGUGUUCCUUUCAUUAAAUCAGUGGCAUACUUUUGCUCCAUACCCAUUUCUUAUCUUUUUAUUACCAGCUCCUUCCUUGAUUCUAAAUCCUCAGCAUAGAUUUGGUAAACAAAACAAGUAUGACUGCAGUUGGUUACCAUCUCUCUCUCUGCUACCCUGAUCCUGAGUCCCUGACUCAAUAUGAAUAUGCAGCAUGAGAUGCAAAAUCAGCCAAAGAACUAGAAACCAUGGGUUUCAACAAGAGCAUUUUCUAUUGCUUCACCUUUCUUCUUCUUCUUCUUCUUCAACUUCUUCCUCUUCUAGUUCCUUCAAUAGCUCUCAACACUGAUGGGGCCCUUUUGCUUUCUUUCAAAUAUUCUAUCCUCAGUGACCCAUUCUCAGUCUUGCAAAGCUGGAACUAUGAUGAUGAAACGCCAUGUGCGUGGAAUGGAAUAACCUGCACUGAAAUUGGCAUUCCAGGAACACCAGACAUGUUAAGGGUUACCAGGUUGGUCCUCCCAAAUAGCCAUCUUCUUGGUUCAAUUUCAGCGGACCUUGGCCUAAUCCAGCACCUUCGCCACUUAGAUCUCACAAACAACCUUUUUAAUGGAACUUUGCCAAGCUCUAUCUUUAACUCCACUGAGCUUCAGGUGCUGUCUUUGUCCGGCAAUGUCAUCUCUGGUCAUUUGCCCGAGUCUAUUGGUAGCAUGGUUAGUAUUCAGCAUUUGAAUCUCUCUGAUAAUGCCUUGUCUGGGAAGGUACCCGAAAAUUUGACUGCUUUGCAAAACUUGACUGUUGUCUCUUUAAGGAGUAACUAUUUUACGGGUAAUGUACCUAGCAGAUUCAAUUCAGUUGAGGUACUGGAUCUGUCCUCAAAUCUGCUUAACGGAUAUCUCCCUUUAGAUUUUGGUGGUGGUAAUUUGCGUUAUUUGAACUUAUCUUACAACAAGAUUUCAGGGUCAAUAUCACCAGAGUUUACAAAGCAACUUCCUCAAAAUGCCACCAUUGAUCUCUCAUUCAAUAAUUUAACUGGGGCUAUUCCAGAGUCGCUAUCUUUGCUUAGACAAAAAACGGAGUCCUUUUCAGGUAAUGUUGAUCUAUGUGGGAAACCGUUGAAAAACCUUUGCUCAAUUCCUUCAACACUUUCAACUCCACCAAAUGUGUCCCAAUCCAUAUCACCAGCAAUUGCAGUGAUACCAAAGUCAAUAGACUCAACCCCAGGAGAACCAAAUAGUAACAUUCAAAACCAAGCACGAGGCAGUCUAAAGCCAGGCACAAUAGCAGCAAUAGCUGUUGCCGACUUAACUGGUAUAUCCAUUCUUGGCAUGAUCAUUCUUUAUGUCUACCAACUCAGGAAGCGAAAACAUCUCAAUCAAAGCACCACAACAAGCAACCUCGAGAAGAAACCAGACGUCCCUGUCUCAAAGGCGCAAGUGGAAUCUGGAGCAAUAAUGCCAUCAUCUUGUUCAUGUAUAAAGUUAAAACUCAUAGAGACGUCGGACACUACCAGUUCUGAUAGUGACCAGGACGAGAAAAGCCAAGUCAUCAAUGUGAACCCAACUGAGGCGUACCAGAAAGGAGGCAAGCUCGUGACAGUGGAUAGGCAAACUGAGCUGGAGUUGGAGACUUUGUUGAAGGCAUCAGCUUAUAUUUUGGGGACAAGUGGAUCGAGCAUUGUCUACAAGGCUGCGCUAGAGAACGGGACUGCAUUUGCGGUAAGAAGGAUUGGAGAGAGUUCAGUCGAGAGGUUAAAGGAUUUUGAAAGCCAAAUUAGGAUUAUAGCCAAGUUAAGGCACCCAAAUUUGGUUAAGAUUUGUGGGUUUUACUGGGGAGAUGAUGAAAAGCUUGUUAUCUACGACUACGUCUCCAAUGGCAGCCUCGCUUGCUCCAGUUACAGAAGAUCAGGCGCAUCAUCACCUUGCCAUUUACCUCUUGAAGCCCGUCUCAAAAUAGCAAGAGGAGUGGCUCGGGGACUGGCCUACAUUCAUGACAAGAAACAAGUGCAUGGCAACAUCAAACCAAGCAACAUCCUGUUAAACUCCAAUAUGGAGCCCUUAAUAAGUGACCUGGGACUAGACCGCCUUAUCUCGGGCAACUCCAGCUACAAACAUAACAAUUCAUCAGCAAGACUUUUAAGCAGCCAACGGUCCACAGUUUCUCGUAAUGGCCCACCUGAUCCCCCAACCAGUCCAAGCCCCCAUGCGCCUGCCACAGCUGCCAGCUCUUCCACAGGAACAUCAACGCCAUAUCAAGCACCAGAGUCAUUAAAGAACCUCAAACCAAACCCCAAAUGGGAUGUCUACUCAUUUGGCAUAAUUUUGCUUGAGCUUCUCAGUGGGAAAGUGUUGUCAACCCGGGAGUUGGCGCAUUGGGCGGUGCCAUCAGGUUCAGUUUGGGAAGAAAAGAACCGGGCAGUUCGGUUGGCUGACAUGGCGGUAAGGGGUGACAUAGAAGGCAGGGAAGAAGCCAUGCUGACAUGUUUUAGAUUAGGGUUUAGUUGUGCAUCAUUUGUGCCACAAAAGAGACCGUCCAUGAAAGAUGCUGUUCAAAUCCUAGAAAAAAUCCCUUCAGCCUCUUCAUGCUAGUGAAAUCAUGCAUUUGGGUCCUUCAUUGUUCUUGUUGGCGAUUUUUUCCCUCUUUAUUAAAUCCUUUGUUGAAUUGAAUGCUUUGCGUACAGAGCCAGCCGGACAGAUUGUCGACGGCCGACAAAAAAUGUUCCCUGUUUGACCCAUUAAUCAAAUGCA
Messenger RNA from Durio zibethinus, 3329 nucleotides. Its product is annotated as receptor protein kinase-like protein At4g34220. Gene Ontology annotation, molecular function: protein binding; protein kinase activity; ATP binding. Lineage: Eukaryota; Viridiplantae; Streptophyta; Magnoliopsida; Malvales; Malvaceae. The record is from RefSeq and is a predicted model, not a curated record. Gene Ontology annotation, biological process: protein phosphorylation.